AAGUGGAGUCAGGAUCUGAAUGCAUGUAGUUGGUCUCUACAGCCUAUGCUCUUCAUCACCCAUGCUGGGGUCCUCCAGAACCUGCAGGAAACCCAAAGGAGAAUGCCAAAGGAUAAAUCCUAAAACCUCAUCCUAUUACACAUGGGAGGAAAGAGGGGGCACCUAUGGGAAACUGGAGUGAUUCAUUCCAUUAGGGCAUUUAGGAGAUGCUCCUCUUUGAAAGGGGGAAAGAAUCAUCCCUGGGUAUGGGGCAAUCCUGCAUCUGCUGUAUGUUUGAGGGUGAUAAACACUGGAUAGUUCAUCUCUGGGAUACCUGAAGAGAAAAAGAGAACCCCUACCCCCCAAUCUCUGAGGGGCAGCCCUAUUUCUAAGAUAAAUCAAGGAAACCCUGCCCCAGGGUCUGAGAGAAACACUCUCCACCCCAGGUGCCUGCUCGCUCUCCUGGAGCCUCUGGCCGUUGCACCCUACUGCGGAUUCUGGGUUUGGCUGGGGCACAGGAUUAGCCAUCCCCAGGAAAUGCCUCCCUCCGGUCCAGGCAGGGAUCCCAGCACACACACCCCUGGUGGUGGCAGUGGGGGGAGAGAGGGGGAAGGUGGAAUGUUUCCUUCUCUCCAGGUCAGAGAUCUGGGGACCACCUGGGGGCCCUCACCCCUCCCACCUCCGUGCUGGGGAAGUGCCCAGUCCGGUGCCCCUUCCACCGGCACGUCCCUCCCUCGAGCUGUGCCGGGGCAUGAAUCAGCUCUCACAGCUUGUUAAAGCUAGACCUCUUGUUUUCAUGCCCUCACCUCAGGAAACAGAGUUACAGCUUUUCCAGCUCUACUCAGCAGGGGGCCAGGGUCCUCACUUUAUAAACAUCCCCAGCCUGUGAGAGCAGAGGGCACGGAGAUAGUGUGAGACAGGAGCCCAGGGGAGAAAGAGAGAAAUUAAGACUCAAGGAGCAAACCGAAGUAAAGCCAAGGAGACAAGACCAGAGUAGUCUGAACAGAAGCCAAGAAGGGUUCGAGAAGGCUGUGCAGCAGAAAUGGCCCUACCGAUACUCUGGGCUGGACAGGCCAAGGGGAUCCUAGGUGGCUGGGGAAUCAUCUGCUUGGUGAUGUCUCUACUCCUCCAGCACCCAGGAGUCCACAGCAAGUGCUACUUCCAAGCUCAAGGUAAAGUGGGGUGAGAAGUUAGGAAAGGAUGAGGAGGGGGGUGCGCUUAGAGAUGAUCCCGUGUCAGAAUACCCAGAUUGCCUCCAGCCGUGAAACAGGAAAGACUAAAUAUGGGGGCAGUGUGCACUUGCUCCCUCCCAGCCCAGACGAGAUUCUGCCUGCCACCACCACUCCCACACCCACUAACAUUUCCCAUUCUUCCCUAGCCCCCUGUCACUAUGAGGGGAAAUACUUUACCCUGGGUGAGUCUUGGCUCCGUAAGGACUGUUUCCAUUGCACCUGUCUGCAUCCUGUUGGUGUGGGCUGCUGUGACACGUCCCAGCACCCCAUUGACUUCCCUGCUGGGUGUGAGGUACGUCAGGAGGCAGGAACCUGCCAGUUCUCCCUGGUGCAAAAAUCUGACCCUCGGCUGCCCUGCAAAGGGGGAGGGCCUGACCCGGAGUGGGGCUCAGCCAACACCCCUGUUCCUGGGGCUCCUGCUCCCCACUCCAGCUAAAUUCAACUGAUCACCCGUCUGCUGACUGCUCACUGCUGCUGCCACUUCCAGGGAAACCACUAGCGGCUGCCAAUUUAUUCUGAAUAAAUAAAUUAAUGCUACAGCUGAAA
Molecule: messenger RNA, 1757 nt
Organism: Lemur catta (Ring-tailed lemur)
Lineage: Eukaryota; Metazoa; Chordata; Mammalia; Primates; Lemuridae
Gene: MSMP
Product: microseminoprotein, prostate associated
Exons: 2
Coding region: 1180-1647 (155 amino acids)
Source: RefSeq, a predicted model, not a curated record